UCCCACUCUGCGCAAUCACGUGAUGCACAGGUAGUUUGAAGUAUCGAAGUGAGAGCAAUUUAUUUCUUGUUGUCUCUUCAACUGGUAUGAUUUGUUAAUACUGUAUGUUAAGACGAAUCAGAAUGUCUAGCAAGUCGACUUUUCUGAAAGUUGUUCUGCUCGGCGAUGGUGGUGUUGGAAAGUCCUCUCUGAUGAACCGAUUUGUUAGCGGUAAGUUCGACACCCAAUCCUUUCACACAAUCGGAGUGGAGUUCUUGAAUAAGGACGUGAAUGUCGAAGGACAGUCUUACACCUUACAGAUCUGGGAUACAGCUGGCCAAGAGAGAUUUAAAAGCUUAAGGACGCCUUUUUAUCGGGGAUCAGACUUGUGUUUGCUUGUCUACGCCGUUGACGAUGUACAAAGCUUCAAAAAUUUGGCCAUGUGGCGGAAAGAAUUUCUGUACUACGCAGAUGUGAGAGACAAGGAAACCUUUCCUUUUAUUCUUUUAGGAAAUAAAAUUGACGUUGCCGACAGGGUUGUGACGCAAGAAGAAGCGCAUAACUUUUGUCAGGAGAUUGGUGGAAUUCCUUACUACGAGACGAGUGCAAAAGACUCAACAAAUGUGGACAUUGCCUUCCAUGCAGCAGUCAAGAGAUUGAACGAAUUGGAACAAACCAAAGCAAAAAAUGAUUUCUCUGCCACUGAGGGAGUGAAUUUAUCCAAUGUAAAACAGAGAGAAAGUUCAAGUUGCUGCGAAUAAUCUGGUGAUAUUUGAUUUUUUAACAUUAGUUUUGGUUUUAGUUUUAAAAAGUAGAGUGAUAAAUAUAUGGAGGCGUUGAAUAGCUGAUAAACAUUCCCUUGUCGCGGUUUAAUCCAUUACGAAACUAGUGCAUACUGGAUAUUCAAACUUAUUUUCUCGUAUAUCGCCUUCGACCUUUUCAAUAGCAGAUACAAGGCUGAAUUUGGGGGAAAAGGCUGGGAAAUUCACAAGGGGAUGGUAAAAUAUACCCAUUCGCUCCUAAGACUUUAUUAACAGUUCUCCUUACUUCCUGCAGUACAAUUUCUAUAGAGUUAGUUUGGAGAAUUUGGUAUUAUUCUCAACCUUGGUCUGCUUUAUUAAUUCUUUGAGGAGAAUCUUGUUAGAUUCUGAUAGAGACUUAAAUGCUAUUCAGGUGUUUAGUUGAAAGAUGUAUCAGUUUUAACAAUGAAGAUCUGAAGUUAAGAAAAGAAUAUUUAUACUGAUACAAGGCUGGUUGACCUUUGAACUGUCCUAGAUCUGCCUUUAAAUUCUCAUUUCUUGCUGCUACAGAUUUCCUUGUGAAGUACUUUGCAUACCAUGAUUACAUCCUUCAGCUGAUUAAAUUGUCUAUUUUUACGAUCAGAACUGUUUGCUUAAAAAUGUAUUGCAUUACUUGUGGAUUUCCUUAAGGGUUUAAGAGCAAAUAACAACUUACAUCGAGACUGUGCAUGUAAGCAACAUUUCCUUGCAUCAAGUCAACUAUAUUUUUUACAAUACCACAACAAUGCCAUGAAAGUAAAGUGGUAUACAUACAAGAAAAAAAAACCACUUUGCCCUGAUUUGAUUUGGUUAUCACAGUGAUGCUUUAGCCCACAAAGACUUAAAAAUAAUGAAAACAGUAUUUAAGUAAAUUAUUAAUCAUGUGGAGAUGAUGGUUUGUACUUUUUCUCUGUGUUCUUUUUAAGAAAACGACCUAAAUAUAGGCGUUUCAAUUUGUCAAGAAUAUUUUGCACUGCGGUAGUAAUUUGAAUUGUCAGCAGAAAAAGGUGUUUGCUUUCCAAGGCAAUGAUUUCGAAGCAAGCUGAAGAAUGUUAAUGAAAGUGCUUCGUACCAACUGUGUCAAUAUGUUGUUUCCAGUACCACUUCAAACAGUAAUAAUUAUUAACUUAUUGAUGUAAAAGUGGUUCAAAUGAAGGAAGUUCUGUUUUAGAAAUAAUAGUAGAUGAUCAAUGUUACUUCAUUGUCAGAUAGUCUUGGUUACAUGUUAAACUAGUGGUAUAAAUCAGAUAUGUAUGUUUACGAGGUUGCAUGUGGAUGAUAAGAAAAUAAAUGCCACAAAGAAAUCUCAAAA
Molecule: messenger RNA, 2070 nt
Organism: Stylophora pistillata
Lineage: Eukaryota; Metazoa; Cnidaria; Anthozoa; Scleractinia; Pocilloporidae
Product: ras-related protein Rab-9A
Biological process (GO): retrograde transport, endosome to Golgi
Cellular component (GO): lysosome; phagocytic vesicle; late endosome
Molecular function (GO): GTPase activity; GTP binding
Source: RefSeq, a predicted model, not a curated record